AUGUCAUGGGGAGUGAACCCGCUAGGCACGUCACCGAUAACCUCCGAAGCCUGGAAGCCUCUCAGCCGCUUACCUUCAUUGCACGACAUCCCAACCGCCAAAUCUUUACCAGAACAAAAUCUGUUCUUGGAUGGAGCAAUAAUGGUUAAUCCUGAGCUGCGCCGGCAGGUGAUUAACGUCUACAAAGAGCUUUUGUUCUUGGGACGGGAAUAUCCUCUAGGCUAUCAGUAUUUCCGGGAUCGGUUACACCGUGCAUUUGCAAGUCAGACUCAAAUCACCGACGAUGAGCAGAUCCGCAAGGGGAUAGCGAGAGCAGAGUUUGUCAAGAAAGAAGUGGAAGCGCUGUAA
Messenger RNA from Penicillium coprophilum, 348 nucleotides. Its product is annotated as electron transfer flavoprotein regulatory factor 1. Lineage: Eukaryota; Fungi; Ascomycota; Eurotiomycetes; Eurotiales; Aspergillaceae. Gene Ontology annotation, biological process: respiratory electron transport chain. Gene Ontology annotation, cellular component: mitochondrion. The record is from RefSeq and is a predicted model, not a curated record. Bases 1 to 348 code for a protein of 115 amino acids. The transcript has 3 exons.